AUGGAAGAAGCAAAUCCCAAGUCCACUUUAUCCCCACCUAAUACCUACAGGGCGGUUGUACUUGGUGGUACUUUUGAUCGCUUACAUGAUGGCCACCGCCUUUUUCUUAAGUCGGCUGCGGGAUUAGCAAAGGAUCGAAUUGUGGUUGGUGUUUGUGAUGGUCCAAUGUUGACUAAGAAACAGUAUGCUGAUCUGAUAGAGCCAAUUGACCUAAGAAUGCAACAUGUUGAAGCUUACAUCCAGUCUAUAAAACCUGAGCUGAUAGUGGAAGUAGAACCAAUAGUGGAUGCCUACGGUCCAUCAAUCGUCGAUGAGAAUUUGGAGGCUAUUGUUGUCUGCAAGGAAACUUUGCCUGGUGGACUAUCUGUGAAUAGGAAGAGGGCUGAAAACGGACUCUCGCUGCUAAAGAUCGAAGUUGUGGAUCUAGUCUUUGAAGAAUCAAGUGGAGACAAACUGAGUUCUACUGCUUUGAGAAAACUUGAAGCUGAGAAGCUCAGGGACCACCAUCCGAGAAGCCGGAGUUAACUUUUC
This is a messenger RNA of Capsicum annuum, 531 nucleotides long. Its product is annotated as phosphopantetheine adenylyltransferase. The transcript has 6 exons. Gene Ontology annotation, biological process: coenzyme A biosynthetic process. Bases 1 to 525 code for a protein of 174 amino acids. The record is from RefSeq and is a predicted model, not a curated record. Lineage: Eukaryota; Viridiplantae; Streptophyta; Magnoliopsida; Solanales; Solanaceae. Gene Ontology annotation, molecular function: dephospho-CoA kinase activity; pantetheine-phosphate adenylyltransferase activity.